CUGUUAUUACCGCACGGUCCGCACUGGCACCAAGAUGAAUUUGGUAAAUUGCGGUCUACGUGUGCAUCAGUUCCUGACUCCAGGGUUGACCAGACAGAUCAUUCCUUCUUUCCGUCAUAUAUCUACAGAAGCUAGAGCUCAGACAACCGAUUCUCAGCUGAUAGUUCCUGCCCUCGACGCUUCUUUUCCUCAUAGAUGGCUGCGAGAUGCGUGCCAAUGCGCAGCCUGCGUGCAUCCAUCUACAUCUCAGAAGCUUCGCAGAACAUCGGAUAUUCCCGCUGACAUUCGUCCUGUUCCCCAUGGUGUAACUUUCCAGGACAGUGGCAUACACGUUGAGUGGGCAGAUAAUCACAAAUCAUUCUACGAGCAUUCUUUCUUGGAACGCUACUCAUCGGCUCCACGACUGUCAUCUUUUCACAAAGAUGUGCGACCGAUGUCUUGGGAUGUAUCGACUAUCUCCCAAGUACCUGACCUUUACAUGACCUACGAAGCCAUCAAGAAGCCUGCCCUCCUUCUCUCUGCCAUAACACAGCUUACCCGUUAUGGACUACUCUUCCUCACAGGUGUCCCAAACACUGAGCACACAAACGAGACAUGCGAGUUACGCAAACUUGCCAAUAUCUUCGGCGAACUACGCGAGACCUUCUACGGGGAGCUGUGGGAUGUCAAGAACAUCCGUAACAGCAAAAAUAUCGCAUAUACUAAUCUCGACUUAGGUAUGCAUAUGGAUCUCCUAUACUUCCAGCACCCUCCUCGAUAUCAAAUUCUCCACUGCCUGCGCAAUCGCGUCGUAGGUGGUACUUCGCGUUUCGUUGAUGGUCUCUUCGCUGCAGAGACGUUGCGCAAGACCCAUCCAGUGGACUUUGAUAUUCUGGCUACCACACCUGUUCCAUUCCAUUACAUCAAUGAUGGACAUCACCUUCAUCACGAACACCCCACCAUCGAACUCGCUUCACUGCCCGCAGCAUUAAAUUCUGAUACAUCUGCACCCAGCAUGCCAGAAAUAAAGCACAUAAAUUACUCCCCGCCUUUCCAAGCUCCUCUGCUGUUAGAUUCGACUCCUCCCACAUUUUAUGGCGCCCUGGGACGCUACGCCGCUCUGCUUGACGAACCUCUGAAUAUCCUAGAUUAUACUCUGCGCGAAGGCGAUGCCGUCUUGUUUGAUAAUCGACGGGUUCUACACGCACGCACUUCAUUCAUUGACGAUGGCUCCGGUGCGGACGCAUAUGGCGAGACUAAUCGGUGGUUGAAGGGUUGUUAUCUCGAAGCUGAUGCCAUUUUAGAUAGGGGGAGGGUGUUGAGGACGAAGCUUGAUAAGGGCUCUUUAUAGGAGUCAUUGGGUCGCUGUGGAAUUUAACAUGACAACAACACGACAGCCUGAUAACGGCGGUGUUGCAGAUGCAGUCCCGAACAUAUGUAAAGAUAGAGGUAAACAAAGAUUUAGACAAGCAAGAUUUAU
Molecule: messenger RNA, 1459 nt
Organism: Suillus clintonianus
Lineage: Eukaryota; Fungi; Basidiomycota; Agaricomycetes; Boletales; Suillaceae
Exons: 2
Coding region: 35-1330 (431 amino acids)
Biological process (GO): carnitine biosynthetic process
Cellular component (GO): mitochondrion
Molecular function (GO): oxidoreductase activity
Source: RefSeq, a predicted model, not a curated record